Ilyonectria robusta is the source of this 456-nucleotide messenger RNA. RefSeq names its product Calycin-like protein. The transcript has a single exon. Bases 5 to 352 code for a protein of 115 amino acids. Gene Ontology annotation, molecular function: carboxy-lyase activity. The record is from RefSeq and is a predicted model, not a curated record. Lineage: Eukaryota; Fungi; Ascomycota; Sordariomycetes; Hypocreales; Nectriaceae.
UCCUAUGGCCGGCCGCAUCAACUACCAAACUGCUGGGUACCAAUGCGUGCGUCCAGGAGAGUUAUGGCAAAUCAGUUGGCUAGAAGAAACGGGAACUGUGGUGUCGCUUGUCUACGACAUAACCAAGGGCACUAUCAGCGGACUCCUGAGCUUUUCGAAGGGGCAUUGGGAAAACCCUGUGGAAGCUCAUGGUGACAAGAGAAACCCAGAAGAUUUUGACCGGUGGAGGACUCUAGCGACAUACGGAAAACAAACCGACCGAUUCAUGUUAGUGGAGCAGGCGCAGAUUCUUGAAAAUUUUAAAGGGAAGGGAGACUUGAUGCCAAUUGAACCCGACGCUGUCACAUUGUAGACAUUUUGUCGUGGUUAUUCAUGUACCUUCAUGUAAAUAUAUCCGGCAGUACACUUAACCUAAAUAUUACUACAGCUGCAAUAUAAAUGGGGAGUUGGUUCACA